AUGGGCGGAAGAUUUUUCGUGGAUUGGGAGCUGUGGCAGCAGAUGACCUUCGUCCUUGCAUGUGCCAUCGCCGUCGUCUUCGCCAUUGGCUUUGUCAAGCUAUGGUGGACGAAUCGUUACAUGGCGAAACUUGAGAUUAUCGAUGCCGAAAAGCGAGCUCACGCCUCUGAGAUGGAAUCAACCGGUCUUCCUCCCCCGCGAAAGCAGUCCGACAUCCCCUUCGGCGUCCGAGCUAUCCAGUCUGGUAUCGAGGUCGAUGGCAUCUGGAUUUCUCGUCCUGGCACCCCCGCUACCGACUCUCCCCCGAACUCGGCCAAAGGCAAGGGCAAGUACGUCGCUCAAGCUCCCGUCUCGCCUUCCUCUCCCACGAACUCCGAUCCUUUCAAUUCUCCGGCAUCGUCUUCUCGUGGCGGCAAUAACUAUGGCCCCCAGACCUAUCGCCCCAAGUCCAUGUCUUCUCAGGGUCGCGUCACAAGUCAAGCCGAUGCUUUGAGACGUCUGGAGGGUGAGCCCAGUGCCGAUGUGACAUACCAGACAUACCAGCCUCGCGGAGCCGGAGCCGCGGCCAUGCACGACGACGAGUAUGGCCCAACCGAUCGUAUUUCCGGGGACUAUGGCGUCGACGUCAGAGUCCCUAUUCGCCCACCUCCUGUCAACCGCCACCUGAACAACGCUCGCGGAGGUGGCAGCCCUCCUCAGCCCAAGGUCACUGGCGUUCGUUCAUUUUCCGGAAGCCUUCAAAUCCCCAACAACGGCAAGAAGGGUUACUCUACUGUCCCCCAGGGUUCCCCUGGUGGCGAGUUUUCCGACCCCUUUGCGAGCCCAAGCCGCUCGCCGGUCACCACUCCCGGUGCCGACCACGCCCUUUUGCCUUCUCAACAGGGCCACCACGUUACGUUCGCGCCCGAUGAGUACAUUACCGCCCAUCACGACCAUCACCGCCACCCCAGCGACGGCAGCAGUGGAAGCAGCAGCAGCAGCCGGAGCUAA
Molecule: messenger RNA, 990 nt
Organism: Colletotrichum chrysophilum
Lineage: Eukaryota; Fungi; Ascomycota; Sordariomycetes; Glomerellales; Glomerellaceae
Exons: 2
Coding region: 1-990 (329 amino acids)
Source: RefSeq, a predicted model, not a curated record